AUGCUAAACUCACACUCCCAUAAUAUGGGCAUCACACCCACCACACCCCUUCUAAGCCCUUACUCAAAGGGCCAUGCCAGCGUCCCAUUCCUAUCUCGCCGCGAUGACGGCUUCCUACUCAGCUAUGUCCCGGGCGGCAACGCAAUGCAUCUCUUCCUCCAAAUGCUGCGGCGCUACUGCUAUAACCUCGACCACUACAUGGCGCGGUGGUUCAGGCUGACAUUUGAAGUGGCGACAGUCGACUUCAACACGCGCGAGGUGGUGCAGACGAGGGAUAUGGAGAGGUGGUUCAAGAUGGUGAGGACUGAUGUGGAGUGGUUUAGGAAGGAGGGAUUGGUGAAGGAUAAGGGAGAGAGGAGUGAUAUGAUACAGCUGGGGAUAUGCAUGGAAUGUGGGAUGCAUUGGGAGGGUAUGGCCAUGGGUAGGUGA
Messenger RNA from Morchella sextelata, 429 nucleotides. RefSeq lists its product as uncharacterized. The coding region runs from base 1 to 429 and encodes 142 amino acids. The record is from RefSeq and is a predicted model, not a curated record. The transcript is spliced from 2 exons. Lineage: Eukaryota; Fungi; Ascomycota; Pezizomycetes; Pezizales; Morchellaceae.